This is a messenger RNA of Zymoseptoria tritici IPO323, 2073 nucleotides long. RefSeq lists its product as uncharacterized. The record is from RefSeq and is a predicted model, not a curated record. NCBI's taxonomy places the organism in Eukaryota, Fungi, Ascomycota, Dothideomycetes, Mycosphaerellales, Mycosphaerellaceae. The transcript has 3 exons. Gene Ontology annotation, molecular function: guanyl-nucleotide exchange factor activity. Gene Ontology annotation, cellular component: plasma membrane. Gene Ontology annotation, biological process: positive regulation of GTPase activity; Ras protein signal transduction. The annotation marks the transcript as partial.
ACGCUCCCCGAACUCAACGUUGCAGUUAUCGGGGCCGCCAACGUGGGCAAGUCCACGUUCAUGCAGCACGCCCUCGCGCUGCCGUCCAUUCCAUCCUCGCAAGCAGCCGAAGGUGAACUCCCGAUCCAUGGCACCACAUACCUCGUCCGACUGCUGAAGCUUCCCAUCGACGAACUCGACAUUGACGAUGACGAUACCAUCAGCUGGCCCGACACGAUUGAGGACAAGAUGAUGCCGAGGAUUGAUGGCGCGGUUGCAUUAUACGACGUACAGGACAAAGCAAGCAUUGAAGAGCUGCCCGAGGUGCUGAACGCCAUCUCGAAAGCUUCAGUACCCACAAUCCUCCUAUCGUGCAAGUGCGAUACUCCCGAAGCACAGCGCGAGGUCAAUCCCGACCAAGUCGAGCACAACGCAAAAAGAGCCAUCAGCACACUGAGUACAUUGCAGGUGUCAGAAGACAAGCCUGACAGCCACCAGCGUGGCAUUUUCAUGCUAUUGAAUAGCAUUGUUUCAGAGGAACAUCGCAGAAGUCUAUCAUCACGCCGCAGAGCGCAGACCAGUUCACUACGCCCCACCUCCUCGAACGCAUCUUCCACCAGGCGUGGACACUCUCGCGCGAGCUCCGAUUUGAGCGCGACAUUCUACAAAGACCAGCGACACUCCCGACACGACUCUACCGCGGACAUCCCACAAGGCCUGCCGCCGUCGGCGUCUGCUACUGCUUUGGUGGAGAACGGUGCCAGCUUUGAUGAGCUGGUCACGCGACUGCUGUCUCAGCCGAUCUCGAAGGCUGACGGCAAAUUUGCUGCCAUUUUCCUGGCCAUGUACCGAAAGUUUGCGGCUCCGGGAAGGUUGCUCGAAGCAAUCGUGGAGAAAUUUGACCUGCUGGAGCGAAAUGGCAGUGCGGCACUGAUGAGAUCAGUAACGCAGUUGCGCUAUGUCGAGAUUCUCGAAAAAUGGGUCACCGCAUAUCCUGGAGACUUUGCAUACCCAAAGACCAAGAGACGGUUAUUGACGUUCGUCGGAAAACUUGCCGAGACCCGCGUGUUUGCGUCAGCAGCGCGAGAGAUCAAGGCAGGUGCUGAAGUUAUCCACGCAGACGACGACACGCACUGGGCGUAUUGUGAUAAGGAUCGUGAAGCGAACUCGGAUCCGGGGAGGGCAUCGCUGUCUUCCUCUGCGAGCACCUUGAUCGAUGAUCCGUCAUUCACUUUCGAGCAAGAACUGAGCGGCAGUACGAUCAACGACGAUGUCAAGUUCGAGAACCUGCCCAAACUUCCCAACCAGAUGACGAUAUAUGUCGAACAAGCGCAAAGGCAGGCUCAGACACUGGAACCUAUGCCGCGAAUGCCUUUGACGAAAAUACAUUGGCGGAUGCUGAUGGAUCAUCCGGACGAGCUCAUUGCCAAGGAGCUCACGCGCAUGGACUGGAUCAUGUUCUCUGCUAUUCGCCCGCGAGAUCUCGUACGAGACGUCUCCUUGUCGAAGGAGCAGAAAGCUCGAUGCAAGAACCUCGCUCACGUCAACCGCAUCACUGAUCACUUCAACGUGUUGGCUAGGUGGGUCGCGAAUUACGUCUUACUUCGUGACAAACCCAAACACCGUGCAAUGAUGCUGGAGAAGUUCAUGAAGAUCGCGCGAAAAGUGCGGGAGUUCAACAACUACAGUGCUUUGGGCGCCAUCAUCGCCGGAGUGAAGUCCACCUCGGUACAUCGUCUCGGUCAGACGAAAGAGCUGAUUUCGCCGGCCACGGGCAAGGACUGGCUGAAGCUGGAGAUCCUGAUGGCGAGCUCACGCUCCUAUUUCGCCUACCGCCUCGCUUGGGAGAAUAGCUCUACCGAGCGUAUUCCGUAUCUUCCUCUUCACCGCCGCGAUCUGGUCUCGGCGGAAGAGGGCAACAAGACUUUCAUUGGAGACGUGGCCGACGGCCGGAUCAACUGGAAGAAGUUUGAGAUUAUGGGUGAAGUGAUUAUUGGAAUACAGCGGGCGCAGGGCAUGCCGUACAAGAACAUUGUGGGCUCCCAACAGAUCAAAGACUUGGUGCUGGACGUCAAGUUACUUGAGGAUGAAGAG